AUGGAACAAUCUACAUCGAUUAAAAAUACUAUUUCAAUUAAACGACAACAAAUCAAUGAUAUUCUUGAACCAAAUAAUAAUGACAGAUCUAAAUCAUUUGCAACAACUUCAAAUAUACAAACCAAUGAUGUCAUUAAGAGAGGACUAAGUCUUGCUGGAACAGGUCUAGUAUCAUCUGGUAGGACGAGAUACUCCUUUAAAGCAACAAAAUCAAAUAAAACUCGUCAAUCUGUGAACCUACACACAAGAACUAUUAAGUCGCAAGCUCCUGAAAAGACUAUUGAAAACAACAAGACUGAAAUUCCGGACAAAGAAACCGUGGAUAGAUUAUUUGAAAAGGCAUUAGAUAGUGGGAUGUAUUUUUGGGGUUCUGCACAUAGCACCUUACAGAAUGUAUCUACCGCUAGAAAAUGGCAAUUGAUUCAAAAAAUACGUCACAAUGAACAGGAACAUGCCGACCAGGGUGACUCUAAACUAUCAGUACAAAAUGAUCAAGUAUUCUUGGAAAACUUGAAAUACUCUUUGAAUGACCCUUCCAAGAGAUUAAGGUCGUUGUACCAACUAGAAAAACGGUUAAGACAAAAGACAUUUUUAGCAUCAUUUGUUUCAGGUGAUUAUUAUGUCGAUUUAGUUGAUCAAAUUCCAACGAUUACCAUUGAUAUAGAGUAUGCAUAUUUUUCAUCUUUCAAGACUUUAAUGAAUAACAUGGAGGUUCGGAUAAAAAUAUUGAAUAACCCAAUAUUAAUUGGAUUUUUCAUAGAUUCAAUGAUUAACGAUAUUUCACCUAUAAAGAUAAAACUACAAACUUGUCAGUUACUUCUGUUAUUAACAUAUUUAGACUCUGAAAAAGGUUAUGAUGUCAUAUGGAACUCCUUAGAAAAAAAACUAGAGCUAUGGAUGAACGAUAUUAAAGGAAUAAUUGAAAAUACAGACGAUAUUUUAGAAAGAAUAAAUAGUAAUAAAUCGGUCAUUCAAUUUCGUCACCCAGAACAAGUCAUUUCGGAUUACCUUUCUUCGGUACUGUUCUUAGUUAAUUCAAUAAUUGAAGGAUAUCCUUCAUAUAAUAAGAAAGAAUUUAUUAUUGAACAAUUUAGGAACAUGGAAAUCCACAAAUUAUUUUAUAAAAUGGAAAAUUUUGAAUCUACCACUAUAAAAGAACAAAUCCAGAACUAUAAGAUUAAGGAGGAAGGUGUCCGUAUGAGAAUGAACAACGAGGCACCUAUAUUUCCUACAUUAUCCUAUGGACCUGUUUUGGAAUCGUUAGUACAGAAAACACAAGAUACACCUUUAGAACAACCAUUUGGUGAUUUGGUUAAGUCACUUUCUGCAAUGCUUGAUAAUCGUACCUAUUCGGAAUCAAUUAAACUUUACAAAGCAUUGAGUUCCAUGCUGGUAUAUUUAUUAGAAAAAUUCCAAUCUGAUGUUGAUGAAGAUUUAUCUCCUAAUUCAUUAUUACACGAAUCUUUAGAAAGGUUACUCGAUGGUCUUCAAUCUGAUGACAUUGCUAGAAGAGCCAUGAAUGACUUGAAAGAAGCCCAGAAAAGCAUUGCGGCGUUAACUAGCGAAUUGAAACAGGUACGGACUGAAAAAAGACUUGAUGAUAAUGAGCUUUUGGUUAAAUUACAUAAUAAUUCAGAGUUACUGUCUUCAAAGGUGAGUGAAAUAAAGACAUUGAAAUUCCGAAAUAAAUCACUCGAAGAACUUUUAAAAGAUUCAAAAUUCAAACAAGACAAGAUUGCAACAUAUGAACGUCUACAAUAUAAAGUUAAGGCUCGACCUCUGUCAGUGUUUGGUAACAAUAAAUCCGAUCUAAAACUUCAGCUUGGAAUAAAAAACAAUAUAAGGUACUCUAACUCUCAUAUAAUCCGCGAAAGUAAAGGUGUAUUAUCUCUUUCCUCAUUCUUGGAGGAUGACUCCAUGGAUAAUAUUUUAAAUAAUCAAUCUUAUACUGGACAGUUUUCUAAUUCUACUGACUUAAAGUCUUCCGCUGCAAAUACCUCAAUUAUGGGUGAAUCAAUGGUUGGGGAAGUAACUGAUGGACAGAUUAAUGGAGGUAAUUUACUUGUGACUGGGUCAAAGACCAUUAAAUAUAGUACUGAUAAUUUCCAGUAUUCUGAAAAUGGUUCAAAUGACAGGUAUGGGUAUUGCAUACCCGGUACUAGCACCACAGAUAAGACUAGAAGUAUGAAUAGUGCCACUAAUCGAGACAUAAUUAAUGGAUCUCUAUCAUAUUUACCUAGUCCGGAUCCUGUCCUGGACGGAACUAUUCAACCCGUUUUGACAAGUGGUUUUUCUAAUUCUACUGACUAUUAUCAUAGUCAUCACAUGCGGUCCAUUGAAGAAGGUAAUGGUGUAUCUGUAUCUGGACCCUAUCUGACAUUCGAAGGGCAACAAUCAACUAUUUUGGAUGUUUCAGAAACACCUCGAUUUGGGGUGAUGAUACCCUACGGGAAAAAUGACACUGGUAGUUCCUUAAACCUCAAUGAAAUGCCAACCAAUAAUUUGAACAUUAAUGGAUUGAAUAUAGGUGGUACUGGCAUUGGUUCCGAUUUCAGUUUGGGUGGUUCCGGGACAUUGAAUCCUGGAACUAGAUCUUCAAUUUUAACUACUAGCGUAUUACAAGAAGGAAUAAAACUAUCAUCUGUUGCUGCUGCUGCUGCUGCUGCUCCUCCUCCUCCUCCUCCUCCUCCUCCUCCUCCUCCUCCCUUACCACCACAAUUGUCUGAUAAAACAGAAGAACAAGAGAAUGAAGAUCCAGAGCCAGAGCCAGAUACGAAUGUAGGUUCAUCGAUAUCACUGGCGCCGCCACCACCACCACCGCCAUUGCCCACGAAUCUUGUUAAAAUGGAUGUCACAUCAAGGCAUUCCGCACUGAAAUUAAAACAAAUACAUUGGGAUAAUGUAGAUGAUGUUGAGAAUACUAUUUGGGCAGACCAAGUUUCUCUAGGAGAAAUAUUUUCCAAAUUAAAGAAGGGUGGCAUCUUAAAUAAUGUUAAUGAUAUGUUCAAAAUAAAGGACAAUAAACUAAAAAUUAAAAAAGACAAAAAGGACGAAAAUAAACCUAAGAAAUUGAGCUUUUUGCCAAGAGAUCUUGCCCAACAAUUUGGUAUCAAUUUACAUAUAUUUUCAAAUUAUUCUGUGGAUGCCUUGGUUUCCAAAGUCCUGGCCUGUGAUAGCGAAAUACUAAGGAAUAUUCCGGUACUGGAAUAUUUCAACAAAGAAGAUUUGAAUAACAUUCCACGUAGUAUAUCAAUAAAGUUUGAUCCAUUUAGCUCAAAUUAUUUAACAGGAGCCAAACCUACGAAAUCACCAGAGUCUCUUGAAAGAUCCGAUCAGAUUUAUUUAGAACUCUGCUACAACUUGAGAAGUUAUUGGUCGGUUAGAUCAAAAGUAUUGCUACUUAUGAUGACUUAUGAAAAGGAUUACUACGACUUGACGUAUAAGUUACAAAAGAUCGAUGAUGCAGUUAGAACUCUUAAAAAUUCUACAAAACUGCGAGAUGUGUUGUACAUCAUCUAUUCUAUUGGUAAUUAUAUGAAUAAAAGAGGCGUUCGUGGUAUUAGGUUAAGUUCCUUAACAAAACUUGUAUUUGUGAAAUCAAGUAAUGAUAGCAAUAUAUCGUUUCUACAUUUUAUCGAGAAAAUUAUUAGGUUCAACUACCCCGAUGUAUAUUCCUUUUUAGAUGAUUUGAAACUUGUCGACGAUAUCAGCAAUUUGAGUUUCGAAUCUUUGGAAGCUGAGUGUUCUGAAUUCACCAGGAAGAUUAGAGAGGCUGUACAUGAGGUGAGCAAAGGGAAACUUUCUGAUCCAAAAUUAUUACAUCCUCAGGAUGAAAUUUUAAGCAAAAUUAGGUACAAAACGAAUAAGGCAAAGACAAAAAGUGGUCUGCUUGAUGCGCAAUUUAAAUUAACUGAUAGUGAUAUUGACAAGAUUAUAUUAUUUUACGGUGAGAACCCUAAGGAUACUGAAUCUAAACGGAUGUUUUUCAAGAAUAUUAUGGAUUUUGUGGCCGUAUUUAAGAAAUGUGCUAGAGAAAAUAAAGAAAGAGAAGAAAUGGAUCGUAUUUAUGAAGAGAGAAAGAAAUUGAUGGAACAAAAUCUACGUCUCAAGAGAGAUGAUAGCAACGGGAGCAGUGAUGACGCAGAAGAUGAUGCUGUGGAUGUGUUGCUUUCACAACUUCGCGGUGUCGAUUCAAAUUCAAUGAAAUUGAGGUCUAAAAGACGCGAUUCUAGAGUUUUAUCAAAAGUAGAUUCUAAAGCUAGUAAUAAUGAUGAGUUGCUAGAAAGGACACAUGCAUUGAUGAGCGAUUUACAGAAUAUCUAA
Maudiozyma barnettii is the source of this 4323-nucleotide messenger RNA. RefSeq names its product formin BNR1 (gene BNR1). Gene Ontology annotation, biological process: barbed-end actin filament capping; actin filament bundle assembly; mitotic actomyosin contractile ring assembly. The transcript has a single exon. The record is from RefSeq and is a predicted model, not a curated record. Gene Ontology annotation, molecular function: small GTPase binding; actin binding. Gene Ontology annotation, cellular component: mating projection tip; cellular bud neck; cell division site. Lineage: Eukaryota; Fungi; Ascomycota; Saccharomycetes; Saccharomycetales; Saccharomycetaceae. The coding region runs from base 1 to 4323 and encodes 1440 amino acids.